AUGAAGCAAAGCUUCUUCUUCCCCUCAUCCAUAAAUCUGUACAUCCUCAUUUUCUUUCUCGUAUCAGAAACCUCAUUUGCUGUGGAUUUUCACUUUGAAAACUGCAGUGUGCCCAAGACUUGUGGCGGCCAAAACAUAUGCUUUCCGUUCUUCAUUCCAGGCCAGCAAGAACCCUACUGCGGCUUCCCGGGGUUUCAACUCUCCUGCAUCGAUGGAUACCCUACUCUUCAGUUGGCUGGAGAUGAGUACUUGGUCCACAAUAUCAGUUACCAACACCAGACUCUUGUCGUCUCAAACGCUGCACUUUCAAACUCAAACACAUCGGUUUGUAUUCCAUCAGUCCAAAACUUAACCUUUCCUACUGAUCAGUAUGACCUUGUUGAGAACCAAAAAGAAAUCGUUUUGCUAUAUGAUUGCAACUCUGCUUUGGUUGAUGAGUCGUUUUCCGAUGAGUACAAAAUCGGUUGCUUUAAGCAAACAAUGGCUAGGACGAAUAGUAGUUCAGUUCUGGCGCUGCCUGGGGAUCAACAACAAUUGUUAGCUAACGUGUCUGACAAGUGUGGAAGAGAAGUGGUGGUAACUCCGGUUGAAGAUUAUGCAACUAAUGAGUUGGAUAUUGAAGAGGUUUUGAAAAGAGGGUUUAAGCUGAAAUGGUCAUCAGCAAGCGGCUGCAGCCGGUGUGAGGACAGUGGAGGCAAGUGUGGUUUUGAUUCCGAGUCCCGUCAUUUCCGCUGUUUCUGCCCAGAUAGGCCUCAUCUUGUCAGCUGUAAAGGUAAAGGAGAUGCAUUGGGAUUGAAGCUAGGACUAGGCCUAGGACUAGGUGCAGCUGGUCUUGUGAUUCUAGUAAUAGUUGUUGUUUGCUGCUUCAGGAUGAAGUUGUCUGAUAAAUCUAUGUUCUUUUGGAUGAACAAAUAUCAUAGUCGAGAAAUUGUUCAGGAAUUUCUAAGGGACCAUGGACCACUUCAAGUUAAGAGAUACAGCUACUUGGAUGUGAAGAAAAUGACCAGCUCCUUCAAGGAAAAAUUAGGACAAGGGGGGUACGGUGGUGUAUACAAAGGAAAAUUAGACGAUGGAUGUCUUGUAGCAGUGAAGAUCUUGAACAGAUCAAAAGGUAAUGGAGAAGAGUUUAUGAAUGAGGUUGCAGCCAUUAGUAGAACUUCCCAUGUCAACAUUGUCAGCUUGUUGGGGUUUUGUUUUGACGGUUCAGAAAGAGCUCUCAUCUAUCAAUACAUGCCUAAUGGAUCUUUGGAGAAGUUCAUAUAUGAUGUAAAUAACCCACAAAAAAAUCAACACUUGGGGUGGGAAGCAUUGGAUCGAAUUGCACUUGGCAUUGCUCGAGGACUAGAGUAUUUACAUCGCGGUUGUAACACAAGAAUCUUGCAUUUCGAUAUUAAGCCUCACAACAUUCUUCUUGAUGAGAAAUUCUCACCGAAAAUCUCAGAUUUUGGCCUUGCAAAAAUAUGCAAGGGAAAUGAGAGCAUUGUGUCAAUGCUGGGUUUAAGAGGUACUUAUGGAUACAUUGCUCCAGAAGUUUUCUGUAGAAAUUUUGGUGGUGUUUCACACAAAUCCGAUGUGUACAGCUACGGAAUGAUGCUUUCAGUGAUGGUUGGGGGAAAAAAGAAGAUCAGUGUUGAAGUUGAAGACACUAGCGAAAUAUAUUUUCCACACUGGAUUUACAAGCGUCUUGAAUUGGAUCAAGAACUUGGCGUGCAGAACAUCAUGAAUGAGGGAGACAAAGUAAUAGCAAGGAAGUUGAUAAUAGUGAGCUUGUGGUGCAUACAAACCAACCCUUCAAACCGGCCAUCCAUGAAACAAGUGAUAGAAAUGUUGGAAGGGAGUGUUGAGUCCUUGCAGAUACCACCAAAGCCUUACUUGUCUUCUCCUCCAAAAUCCCCUGCACAUUCUUCUACUACUAUAUCGGUGUCGAUAUAAUAGAAC
Molecule: messenger RNA, 1938 nt
Organism: Fragaria vesca subsp. vesca
Lineage: Eukaryota; Viridiplantae; Streptophyta; Magnoliopsida; Rosales; Rosaceae
Product: probable receptor-like protein kinase At1g67000-like
Exons: 3
Coding region: 1-1932 (643 amino acids)
Biological process (GO): protein phosphorylation
Molecular function (GO): polysaccharide binding; protein kinase activity; ATP binding
Source: RefSeq, a predicted model, not a curated record